Psylliodes chrysocephalus is the source of this 1473-nucleotide messenger RNA. Lineage: Eukaryota; Metazoa; Arthropoda; Insecta; Coleoptera; Chrysomelidae. The record is from the annotation of a GenBank genome assembly.
UCGCUAUACUUAGAAGCUAUACUUUUACAUCAAUGAUGGUUAAAAUAGUGUUGCUAGUACUGCUGCAUGCAUUGUGUUUAAAAUGUGACAUUUCAGUUCAAGUGUAUAGAGAUUGGAGUGACAUUGUACUGAAUACAACAGUUACCUCUUUUGCGAAUUUAAGUGAAAUUUUAAUAGGAAAAGUUUAUAAUCUAGUGGUAAUUGAAAACCAAACGGUACCAACAGUGCCAAGAAAUAUCUUGAGUGGUCUUAAUUUCCAAGAAUUUCGCAUGGUCAACGAUAAAAUCACGGAACUAGAAUCAGGUAUUUUAGACGAUGCUCGCGUUGAGAACAUAUUUUUUAUCGACAAUCAACUCCAAGUUUUAAAAAAAGGAGUCUUUAAUAACAAAACUUUAGAAGUGCUUUCUUUUAUGAACAACCGCAUUUCCAAAAUCGAAGAUGGCGCUCUGGAAGGUCUAACUGUUAAAACCUUAGUUUUAACCGAAAACCAUUUAGAAGAAAUAACAGCAAACACUUUUGAUAAAUCCACCAUAACUAUGUUAAAACUUGAUUACAAUCGUAUUGUUAGAAUAGAAGAAAAUUCGUUCCAAAAAAUAUCGCGAUUGGCUUAUAUAAAUCUCAGAGACAACCAAAUAAAGGAAAUCGGCAACAUCUUCAAGAACAUUCCCAAUCUAGCUGAACUUAACCUCACUUAUAAUAGAAUAACUAUUGUAGGAACGGAAAACUUUAUAGGAUCUCCGAUAGUUUGUAUUUAUCUAUCUGGUAAUCAAAUAACUGAGAUUAAAAAAGGUAUUUUUAACAGCAAACAAUAUACCUUCAUAGCGCUUGAUAAUAAUCAGAUAACUUCCAUAGAAGAUGGCGCUUUUGCAGACAUUAAAAAUUUAGAACAUUUGGUAUUGUCAUACAAUAAAUUAGGAGAUUUAAAUCGAUCUGCCAUUGGGGGAUUCACAAAAGCAAUCGGUUUGAAGUUAGACAAUAAUGUUAUCAUGCAUAUCGCACCUAAUACGUUUCAGAAUGUCAAACUAAAAGAAUUAGAUCUAAGUAACAAUUUAUUGACUGUUAUUAAAAAAGGUUUUUUUAAUAAUAGCGAAAUAAUCAGUUUAAAAUUGGGACAUAACGAAAUAUAUGAUAUUGAUGUUGGAGCGUUUGAAGAAAUUAAGAAUUUGGCUUAUUUAGAUCUCGGUCAUAACGAGCUAAGUGAAAUUAAAAAAGGUAUGAUAAAUAUUCCUCUUAAUAAUGUAGUUUUAGAAAAUAAUAAAAUACGUAAGAUCGAUAAAGAAGUAUUGAAGGAUUUUGAUUUGUAUUCUUUGUUACUGGAUAAUAAUCCUAUUCUAACUAAAGGACAAUAUGAAUCGGAAUCAGAAGAAGAUUCCUCAGAAGAGGAUUCUACAGAAGAGGAUUCUGCACCAGACUGAAAUUAGUUUUUAAAUAGUUUUAAAUUAUUCUUUUUUUUUUUAUUAAAUUAUUUUUAAG